AUGGAGAACGAUCAGGGUGUGCUCGUUGAUCUCUACGUCCCUCGCAAGUGCGCGGCGACCAACCGCUUGAUUACCUCCAAGGAUCACGCGUCCGUUCAAAUCAGCAUCGCUGAUGUGGAUGCUAACGGCAAGGCACUUGGCACUUCCACUAUGUUUGCCCUGUGCGGCCAGGUCCGAGCAAUGGGCGAAUCUGAUGACAGCUUGAACAGGCUAGCGACCAAGGCAGGCUUGUUGAAGAACGUGUGGUCUUACCAAAAAUGA
Molecule: messenger RNA, 261 nt
Organism: Rhizoctonia solani
Lineage: Eukaryota; Fungi; Basidiomycota; Agaricomycetes; Cantharellales; Ceratobasidiaceae
Product: ribosomal protein S21e
Exons: 4
Coding region: 1-261 (86 amino acids)
Biological process (GO): translation; endonucleolytic cleavage to generate mature 3'-end of SSU-rRNA from (SSU-rRNA, 5.8S rRNA, LSU-rRNA); endonucleolytic cleavage in ITS1 to separate SSU-rRNA from 5.8S rRNA and LSU-rRNA from tricistronic rRNA transcript (SSU-rRNA, 5.8S rRNA, LSU-rRNA)
Cellular component (GO): ribosome; cytosolic small ribosomal subunit
Molecular function (GO): structural constituent of ribosome
Source: RefSeq, a predicted model, not a curated record